This is a messenger RNA of Symbiodinium sp. CCMP2456, 867 nucleotides long. The record is from the annotation of a GenBank genome assembly. Lineage: Eukaryota; Dinophyceae; Suessiales; Symbiodiniaceae.
AUGCGUCUAUACAAGUGCUGGGUGUCGGGAACAGAAAAGGAGAUUGAAACGGAGGAAGUCAGUUGGAGCUACGAACGAGAAGCUGAAGCUAUGAACAAGGCCUCGGGCUAUCUUCUGGAGAUCAAGGGCUACAAGACGAAACUCCAGGAGAAUGGAGUGGACAAGGGGUUGAUGGAUGCCCUGCUCUCUUCGAUGAUGCAACACCAUGCUUUCAUUUCCGAGCACCGUACCAACCUCGAGGCAGCUGUGGCUACGGGCCAGAAAGGUCAGCCACUGGAGGAGCUAACUAUGGCUCUGACGCAGGCGAAUUCUACCUAUGUGACCCAGUCGAAACAUGUGAAGGUGUUCUAUGUAGGUGUCAAGAUCAUGAUCACAAAGCCGGGGAAUGCUGGAGCCUUCACAAGUGAUGACACUGCCUUCGCCGACUACCUCUUGAAGUCCUUGGGAGUGGGUGCCUCUAGGUGGGACCUUUCCUUGGACAGCGAGUUCGAACGACGAUCCAACGAGGAUGCACUGGUCAAUGCCAUGGGUGAUCUGAACCCACUUACCGCAUGUGAUUCUUUGGUGUUGGCCAAAUUGCUGAGAAGCUUCAUCGGGCCACAGCACUCUGUGCCGUGGUUAACAGCUGGCAUGCUUCACGAGGGGAAACCAGGCAGCUUUGCUACACUCACAUUAAAAGCAUUCAACGGCCGCAUCUUUGUGGCAUUUCUGCUUGUGUGCAUCGAAGCCCUGGGAAAGCAACUUUUGCAUCAAGAUGCUGAAGUGGAGAUGGCUAUCCUGGCUACGCGCACACUCGUGCGUUGGUUUCAUGCACAAGAAACUGCACCUCGCUUCCUCACACUUGAGACACUGGGCUGCUACAGUUAG